This is a messenger RNA of Engraulis encrasicolus (European anchovy), 6825 nucleotides long. It is a transcript of the gene ppp1r9alb, whose product is annotated as protein phosphatase 1 regulatory subunit 9A-like B. Gene Ontology annotation, biological process: actin filament organization; neuron projection development; calcium-mediated signaling. Gene Ontology annotation, cellular component: cytoplasm; dendrite; postsynaptic density. Gene Ontology annotation, molecular function: actin filament binding. The coding region runs from base 264 to 4685 and encodes 1473 amino acids. Lineage: Eukaryota; Metazoa; Chordata; Actinopteri; Clupeiformes; Engraulidae. The transcript is spliced from 19 exons. The record is from RefSeq and is a predicted model, not a curated record.
AGGAGAGAAGCAGAGACGUCAAUUUUGUGGGUGAGCGGCAUGGCUCGAGGUAGACCAUGUAGGCUACCUGGGCUAAAUGGGUUUCGAAGCGUCAAGGAUCAUCAAAAUCAUCACAACAUUCUCUCUGAAGUUUGAGCCGUGAAGACGCAUGGAAAACAGUCGGAGCUUGUAAUCAGCUAGGCGGCCUUUCGAGAUCAAACUCAAUCAUUUUUUACUUUGUUUGAUCACCGAGGCAUUCUUGGUCCAUCAUCAUCCCUGUGAAGAUGAUCAAGGGUGACAGCAAAGGGGAUCGGUCUCUGCGGAGCGCCUCCCCGCAUAGGAACGCGUACAAGACGGAUUUUCACGCCAUCAAGUGCUCCUUUGACGCAACCAAGUCCCAAGUCAGUGGGGCCAGCGACACCGGGCCAGAGGUGAGGGGUAGGCCAACAGGCACCCGGGGGAACAAGAUCAAAAACAACAUUUUUCUUCAGAUGGACGGCCAGCAUCACGACGCCGGGGUGGCUGUAACUAAACCCGAAUUGUCCAAGCACCUGUGUCCCGCCGCCAGACGACCGCUCAGUGCCAGCUCGCACAAGGAUAGCGUGAGCAGCAUCACUAGUCAGGAGUCCGUUGCCUCCGACAAAGCCUCAUUGAGCGAGGAGGCAGACGUCAACAAAGCAACGCUGGCAGAGAAGUUCUCGGUCACCCGGAAGCUUUUUGAAAAAGGGGCGAAGGAGCAAGGCUCUUCAACAGUCACAGAGAGACCCACCGUACCCACUAAAGUAGUCACACGUUUGUCUGUGGACAGCAGUGCAUCCGAGGAAGGCAGGACUGUGCGGAGGUUAACAAGCUCCAGUGACAAGGCACCAGCCACCAGAGCAUGGGAUGAUGAGGGCAGGAGGAGAGAGUCAAAGGGGAAAAGUGAGAGUGACGCGCCCACCCACAGGUCGAGUGGGCCCACCAACGCGGGCCCCAUGUCCAGACGGCUGGAGAGCUUCAUGCUGGAUAGUGACAGCGAUGACUCCAACCACAAAGCAGACAUCUUGGUGGACGGAUGUCAGUCUAGCCAGGCGUUUACAUCCAAUGGUCACCAUCACCACCAGUCAACCACCGUCGGCAGCAGCUCUUACUCGGGGAAGACCAGGCAUCUGGGCACCGACUCGCCCAGUUCUACAGAUCUGUCCCAACACCUCAUUGCUGUGAAUGGGAAAUGUAACACGCAGCAUCAAAGCGCUGACUUGACCGCCCACAGCCCAUCCCAUGACACCCAUAAAAGUGUUCACCCCAAUCCCUCCACCACCACUAGUGCUGGCAGUUUGAUGGUGAGCCAACCACCAGACCGCCUGAGCAGAGAUCCAGGGGUAGGGGUGCUGACGGACAAGGCAUCCCCUGCAUCAGACAUGCCUGCUGGGGGCACGGUCACGGUGAGGGCGGAGCGGGUGGUCCUUCAGAACGAGUCGUCAGAGAGCGAGAGCAACGAGGAAGAACACCUGGACGACGAUGUGUUUGAGGAGGCGGGACAUCAGCAAGAGGCCCAACCUCGCAGCCGGCUGUCAGAGCAGGGCGGUGUGAGUGACAGCCGAAGCAGCCAGCCAGGAGAGCAGGUGAAGGAAUUGGGGCGUGGCCGCCGUGGUGGGCCAGGUGAGGCAAAGCAGAGGGAGAGUCUUGAGGAGAGAACCUCGGGGAGUUGCAGAGAAGGAGGAAUGCAGAAAGAGGAGGAUGGAGAAGAGGAGGACGACGAUGGAAUGAUGAAAAAGAAAGUAGGGGAUGACGACAAGAAGAGAGGGAUGAACAGAAUGGAAGAGCCGGCAGAUGAGGAGAUCAUGAAGAAGGACUCUCACAGACCAGAAAGCACGGAGGACAGAAGUGCAUUGGAGAGUGGCAUUGGAGAGACGUCAGUGGACGGCCGAGGAGGUGAGGGUCAGGACGACAGGGCAGGUGAGGAUGAGGAGGAUGACACCGCCGCCGAGGAAGAGCAGCACGGUGGGGCUCGCAAGGUGAACGGCUGCCCCGAGAUAUGUGGUAUCGAGAACGCCGCCUUCGUGGACGACCGGGAGAGAGAUCUGGAGGUCCACAAGGAGGAAGAUGAAGAUGAAGAAGAUGGGGAGGAGGAGGAGAAUGCGGGUGAGGAUGAAGAUGGCCGUGUGCCAGAGCUGUACGAGGAGAUGCCUGGACUCUCCGACGAGGAGGACCCCUUACCGCGGAGGAAGAUCAAGUUCUCCACCGCGCCCAUUAAGGUGUUUUCGACAUACUCCAACGAGGAGUAUGAUCGUCGUAAUGAGGAAGUGGACCCGGUGGCGGCCUCAGCUGAGUUCGAGCUGGAGAAGCGGGUGGAGAAGAUGGACGUCUUCCCAGUGGAGAUACGCAAGGGAGCGGAUGGCUUGGGUAUCAGCAUAAUCGGAAUGGGUGUGGGUGCCGAUCAGGGCCUGGAAAAGCUGGGUAUCUUUGUCAAGACCAUCACCGAGGGAGGGGCAGUGCAGCAGGACGGCCGCAUCUGGGUGAACGAUCAGAUUGUGGAGGUGGAUGGGGUGAGCCUGGUGGGAGUCACUCAGGUGUUUGCAGCCACAGUACUCAAGAAUACCACGGGCCUCGUCAGCUUCCUGAUUGGUCGAGAAAAGGCCGGGAUAGAGAGCGAGGUGGCUCGUCUCAUCAGCGAGACUCUAAACCAGGAGAAGGCCAGAGGGGAGGAGGAGGAGGAGGAGGAGGAGGAGGAGGAGGAGGAGAAGGAAGCGAUAAUUGUGGAGGAGGAAGAGGAGGAGGAAGAGGUGAACCUCCAGAAGAACGAUAUGGAAGAGAGAGAACAACAUGAAGAGGAAAAGGAGGAGGAGAAGGAGGUGCAGGAAGAGAGGAGAGCACAGCAGGAGAGGAGAGCACGGGCAACCCCAAGUGAUGGUGGUGGAGAUGGAGAGAGCAGUGAAGGGACCCUACCAGAACACAUGGAUGCCAAUGAGCUGGGAGAGAGAUUUAAGGAGCUGCAAAACAAACACUUGGCAACGGUAGCAGAACUGGAAGAAGCGAAAGAGAAGCUGUGUGCGUUUGAGCGUGAGCGCGCGGCCUGGGAGGAGCAGAGUGCGGAGCUGGAGAGGAGGUGGCAGGAGAGCAGCGAGAGGCUGCGGAGGCUGGAGGGCUUCUGGGAGGAGUCGCAGCAGCUGUGCCAGACCGUCAGCCAGCGCCUCGCACAGGCCCAGACCCAACACGAGGUGAUGGAGGCCCAGUACAGGGACACGCAGGAGCAACUGCAGCACUAUGAACAGAGGGAGGCAGACCUGCUCAAGAGAGAGGAGGAGAUGAAGCGCGUCCUGGAGGAGAGGGAAAGAGAGUUCCAGAAGAAGGUUGAGAAACUUGAGGAACUGACGGCUGAGUUGGAGAGUAGGGGCCGUGGCAAGCCACCUCAGCCCGGGGCAGAGCUGCGUGUCCUGGGGGGAGAGAGCCGCCUCAGCAGCCCUGACUCUGGAGGCUCGGACCACAACGGCCUCUCCACCGACGAGCCCAUCUCCGAUCCAGACUGGGUGGACGCGGUACCCGAGACUCGCCGCCUGGACUGCAGUGCCCACCGCGCCAAGGCCCAGCUGGCACAGAGGUCACGACGACAGCGCCCGUCCCGACACAAGCUCCGCGAGUCCGGAAGCACCCGGAGCGACCCCACAAAGACCCCCGACAAAGACCAGGAGGCAGUAGAGCAGAGCAGGGAGGGGAAGGAUGCAGUGCUGGAGGCCAGCAGUGGCAGCUGUAAGCGGCGCUCCCUGGUGGAGAGCCUUGCCCUCCCCGUGCCCAUCAUGACCCCUGAGGGUGGCUCCCGGGGGCCUUCAGGGGACAACAGCCUCUGCACCACACCCCAGGGUGGUGGCGGUUUUGGGGACCUGAGUGGCAGUGGCAGCCCCAGCGUGUCCCCCCCGACGGACGCCUCAACCCCCCACUCCCCCUCCAGCCUCCUCCAGAGCCUCCGCAGCAAGCGCUCCAAGAGCAGGGACAAGAAGGCCAGCAAGACCAAAGAUGAGGACCACGACAGCUCAUCAUCUGGGAAGUCCAAAAGGAGAUUUCCUGAUUUCAGUGGCCUUAGAAGGUCGGGUGGCAAAGGACGCAAGCAGGAGAAGGACGCACUGCGGGGGUCACUGGAGAGCAGGGGUUCUGGUGACCUGCUCGAUGUCUCCAGUGGCAACGGCUCCCCCUCGGGUUCCCUGACGUCCGUCCCCUCCUGCAUGCCCUUCUCCUGGUUCGGGGACCGCGAGCGCGACCGAGAGCAGGAGCGGGACAAGGACCAAUCACUAUCCAGCUGCAGCCUGCCACACACGCCCACCGAGAGACAGGUCGACCGCUCCAGCCGCAGAGAGAAGACCUUAGACGAUGACCCUCCAACAACCGGCAAGAGCUACGUGUGGCAGAGCCGGCCCUUGUCUGAAUGGACCAAUCAGCAGGUGUCUCUCUGGCUGAUGGGCUUGAACAUGGACCAAUACAUUGCAGAAUUCACAGCCAAAGGUGUUGACGGACAGCAGCUUAUGGACUUGGACAGCAGCAAGCUGAAGGAGCUGGGUGUGACCAGCCACAGGGACCGCGCGACCUUGAAGAAGAGGCUGAAGGACAUGCGGAAGAUGCAGGAGAAGAUGGAGAAGCGCAAGGCCAAACGAGAAAAGGAGCAACAGAAGGAGAGGGAGAAAGAGGCGCGCCGCAACGCCAGCAGGCCUGCCAGCAAGGACUCCAUCUGCUGAGGUCAACCGCCAUCACCAAUGACUCUUCGCCAAGGUCAUGACCUUUACCCUCGCUCGCUGUCCAUUCACAGACUGAGGGUGUUUGCCAAAUAAAGAGCCUAAGUAUCACCAUUUCUUCACAAGACUCCCGGUUUGAACAAAACGACGAGUGGUAGUCCAAAAAGUCCCAUGGAGCAACGUGACUUGGACUGCCACAGCCUGCCAAUCCACCAUUAACCUUGCCAUCGUCUAGAUCAAGGUCGCUCAAUCAGUAGCUCAUAUCAGUUUAAAUGGGGGAAAAGUAUGGUGCACAUCCCUUGUCAAGGCGCAAGACAAAGACUGAUCGAUUCUUAAGUUCCAGUACAAAGAAGUCUUCACACUUGAAAUCCCUCCACUUCUCUUGGUUCAAGAGCAUUUAUCAAAACUUUUCUCUUUGCUGUUUGAACCUCUUUCUACUGGAACUUGAGAUGCCUCAAUCUUGAUGCGUAAAUCCACUUGAACAGUGGUCCUUAGGAGAAGUCUUUCCCAGAGCCUGUUGUGCCUGAAGCUAGUUCUUUGCUGUUCACUGGUCACAUCACAAUAAUUUUUGUUUCACUAUUCAGGUUCAAACGUAAAAGAAAUGUGUCCUUAUAUUUUAGAAUGCCUGUCAGCAAGAGAAAUAUGACCUGAAUUUGCAGAGCUUUUUCAGAUUGCUGACCUGAAACCUGAUUUCAUGAUCAGUGUUCUGUGUGUAGCAGCUAUUCUGUUGGGACACUUUUUCCAAGUUAAACACGAGGCCUAUGCCAGAAGGACAUGCGAGAUAUCUGAGCAAAAACGAACAAUCCUUUACGUACUGUACUUAUGAAUUAUAUGUAUCUAAUGACGCAUAGAAAAUCCCAUCUAGUCAGGUGACACAUCACCAAACAGUGGUGUUGUAUGCUUUGCAUGGCACUUUGUACAAUGCUUUGCAUUGCUUUGUACAGUGGAGGGCGCCAGAGAUGCGGUUCAUUGUACAGCACAAGCUAAUGGACCAGAGGGGCUUCCUGAAAUAGUCACAAGACACCCCACACUGUAAAAAAUAAAGGUUCCUUGAGGAACCCUCAAUUCUCACAUGGAGAACCCCUAAAGGUUCUCUGAUGAACAUAUGUGCUUGGAAGAACUCAAAGGUUUUCGAAAAGAGUUCUUCAAAAAACGUCUUUGAGGAACCCUUCUAUUACCACCGUGAACCCCCUAAGGCUUCUCAACGGAACCUUGGGGUUUUUCCAAGAACGUAUAGGUUCCUCAGGGUACCUAUGGGUUCCCCCACGGACCAGUUUAGGGUUCACUGAGGAACCUUCACAUUCGUACAGUGCCGGCAGGACUUGCUGCUAGUGCACUCCUGGCACUUUAGUACAGCUACUGCUGACUGGACUACAACCAGACAGAGGUUACAGUACCUCCACUAAAAACCUGGUGUUGGAACCUCACAAAGUGGAGGGGAGUGGUAUCUAGGACCAGAGGUGUCAAUUCCGAUUUUGGGAAGUAAAUCUCGUUCCUCAGUUUACUUCUAACGCGGGCAACUUCCUCAGUGACAAGCUGGUCAACCUGUCAUGACUCAUUAUGAUCUCAUAAUGAUCAGCUGAUUCAAAGCUGGUUGGACGAAAUCUGUGGCAGGAGUUUUACUUUCUAAGCUCGGAAAUGACGCCUCUGUCUAUCCUCCCAACUUGAAGGGGAGGGAUAUCCAGGUUUAGAGGUGUCAGUUCCGGGUUCAGAAAGUCAAUUCUCUACCACAACAUUUGAUCAAACCAGGUGAGUGUAAUGAUUGCUCAAGAUGGGCACACCAGUCACUCUGUGAAGUCACUUGUGUUGGAAGGAAAUUAUGGCAGACUUUUUGCUUCUGCACUGAAUAUUUGAAAUCUCUGUGUCAUAUCCAGAAUGUUCUGAGUUAUAAAGUGGGCACUUGAAAGAGUACAUUAUCACCACUACUGACAUAGAGCAAACUCAUUGUUUUUUUAUUAAUAUACAGUAAUAUAAGGAUGAUUUUUAUAAGAUUAGAUUAACGGCUGGAUGUACAUAUCUUUUCAGGGACAAUUGUUGUACAUAUUCAGGGCUACUGCACUGCUGCACCUGAAGCUUUGUCGUGUCAUUGAGCCACGGUGGUCGUUUUACCUGUCUAAUAAAUAAAAGUUGUUUUAUACAAGUA